CUCCACAAGACACAAAAAAUAAUCUGAACGUAUUAAACAUAUUUAAACAAAUGAGGGCAAGCUGCGAUCCACCUUCUACGUGUAUUACGGUAAAGGGGGAGCUCUUUGAUCGACCUGAUAAAUGGUGCUUUUACAUCUUAGGCCAAGAAGACCGGCCCUUGGACGUACCUGUUUAUGGGUGCGUCUUGUCUGUGUACUACGGUAAAGCGGACUCCUCCCUGAAUGGCUAGGCCAGUAGGCAUAGUUUCUGUAUGAGUUGCAAAAAGUGGUCGAGAACUACGGUACUAUAUACAUGGCUCCAGAGUAUAUUUUCCGUGAUUUUACCGUAAAGAGGUGUGUCCUCUGUGGGCCACUUGUCCUGCGAACUUUCGACUUUUUUACAUUCAUUACGGUAAAAGGGUGGGGCUUCGGUGACCCACCUAUUUUAUGGGUGCGUUUCUUCUUUGUAUUACGAUAAAUGGGGGGCGGGUCCUGUCCGAUCCACCUGUGUGCUGGCAGCGGCACGUUGCAGUUCGCAGUUCAGCCUUGGUGUGGGGACGAUCUCCAGUGACAGGUGGCGUCCGGCGGCUCGCGCAGCGGAAACUUCCCAUUUUAUCAGUCUCUCUCAACGCUGCGAUUAAAAAAAAAAAAAAGCAGAGCGUCAACUGACACGUGGCUGUUAGCGGCGAGACGGACCCAGAGCUGAGGCUCGCGGAGCUCCUCGUGGUGGUGGACUCCAUGUGACGUGUGGACUGGUGGUGGUGGCGCCUGGACUCGGCUUCCUCUUGACUGGACCAUGGAGGAGGACCGCGUCCUGCCGGACUUCAGGGACAUCGAGACCAAGUUGGGGCGCAAAGUGCCCGAGAUUCUGGUCCAGUGUCUGGCUGAAGGUGUCUUCCACAGGGCCUGGGAGGAGAAGAAGCCUGCGGUGACCCUCAGCUCUGCGGGGUCCUCUGACCUCAGGCGCCUCGAGAGCAAAAUGCUGUUUCUCAAGCAGGAGAUGGCACACCUCCGCGCCAUCGACGGCAGACUGAUGCAGCAGCUGCUGGCCAUCAACGAGGGCAUAGAAUCCAUCCGGUGGGCGAUGGAGGACAAGAGCGUGGAGGCAAGCCGCGACAGCAGCCUGGCAGGGAGCCUCUACAGCUUGUCGGAGAGUCCCGACACGUCUCCUCGGGGCAGCUGCGACAGCCUCCAGUGCGCCAGCGACGGCCUAGAUGGCAUCUCCUUGGGGAGCUACCUGGACACGCUGGCCGAGGACCUACCGGGCCACAGCUCUCCCUUGGACGCGGAGCUCCUCUCCGAGGACGUGCUGAAGGAGCACGGGCCUCGCAAGGAGCUUCGAGUCGACGUGGAUGAGUACUACUGCUUUGCUUAAUCUGCCGGUGACGACCUCGGGGUUAGAGGUCAGAGGAUCUCCAAGCUCCCUGGGCUUUCCACUGGAGGAACAUCAAACGCUGAAACCGGAGCGAGACUCCGCAUCCCUUUCAUGCCAAAUAACGAUCCCGUUGAAGAGGGACGUCGAGGGAGCGCACUGGUUCGAGUCAGCGGACCUUUGCGAUACCUCGGCGUACGAUGCGGACGUUGAACCAAGCGGACCGUUUCGGGGUUUUCGCAUUUGCUUUAACAAUCUCCUCUCGAGGGGUGCAUUUCCGAGACCGUGCAAUAUCUCCGCGUGUCCCGAAGAGGCUCAUUUCGGCGCGGAAUCGGCGUCGCGUCCGAGAGCGCGGGUCACCGUGCCGACGCUGGCCGAACGGAGCCACGCGCACCGCUAUUGCGUCGAAGACGCCGCGUCCGUGCGUCGGACCCACGGGAUUCGCGCGUGCCUUAAUUUCCCACAAAGGGAAACCAGCCACUUUGAAUAUUUUUGUCCCAGCUUCAAUAUUUCUUCACGUAGAGGAAAAUUGUGAGCGUUGGCUGCAUUUCUGUACCGCGCCCACGCUGCUCGAGCGGAAGUCAAAGCAAGAGAAGCAGCAGAUGGAUGAACAAUAACGGGGUACAGAGCCCAGCCCCCAGCGAGCUUUCAGGGACCUGCGUUUUAAGCAUUUAAUCAUUAAAUCUGAUUUUUUUUUUUUAAAAACCAGAAUGUUGCUCUGUAUCCUCCAGAGAACGAGAAGUCAUUUUUUUUUCCUACUCUAGAUAACUUUUUAAUCUUCCAAAUGGUACGAACCACAGUGCUGAGUCCUGCCACACCUUACAGAGGACAAGUUUCCAGCCUUCCGCACAUACAUCCAAAUGCCUUUUUGUCGGGUCUCGGGAGGAUAUUAAAGAGGCCCAACAUAAAGCUUCGUGAAGAAACGCAGUGGCUGAAAAUGAUGCUGAUCAAUGCUGUGCCUUUCGAAGUGUCAUCUAAUACUAGGCAAGUGAGCGGCGGGAGUUACCCAUGACCUGGUUUGUGGUCCGCUGCACUUGGACAAGCGGAGCUGGAUGGGCUUUACCUGCCGGAAUCUCUGCGGGAAAUGUGCUCUUUACCCCAUUUAUUCCACGAUGAACCAAACCAGUGGGUCACCCGUGUGGAAAUACUGCUGUCCAUCGAGAUAUACUGCACAUUUUAACAUGUUCUAUGUCCACUUAUGUUUUUGUAAACCUGACAGUCUGUGUGUCAGUGCUGCCUCUCUAAUGGAUCUUAUUUAUUGUUCGUAUUGUUAACUGUUCAAUGUUUGGAGGCUAAAAAUAGCUGUUGUGAAGAAUUAAUAAUAAUAUAUGUUGAUUUUCUAAAAUGGCGCAUGUCGUUUCUGCAUAUUAAAAA
Molecule: messenger RNA, 2725 nt
Organism: Scleropages formosus (Asian bonytongue)
Lineage: Eukaryota; Metazoa; Chordata; Actinopteri; Osteoglossiformes; Osteoglossidae
Gene: lurap1l
Product: leucine rich adaptor protein 1 like
Exons: 2
Coding region: 776-1354 (192 amino acids)
Biological process (GO): positive regulation of canonical NF-kappaB signal transduction
Source: RefSeq, a predicted model, not a curated record